AUGGUGGAAGCCAAAGUUUUUGAGAAGUAUCUUGGCUUACCCUCAUGUGUUGGAAGGAACAAGUUAGCAUCUUUCAGACCAGUAUUGGACUCUAUAAGGAAUCGUAUGCAAAACUGGAAAGUUAAAUUCAUUUCAAAUGCUGGAAAAGAAGUGUUAUUAAAGUCAAUAGUCCAAGCAAUACCUACAUACUGCAUGAGCAUUUUCAAGUUGCCAAAAACUAUUCUUAAUGCUAUGAACAAACUUAUGCAAAAGUUUUGGUGGGGCAGUCGAGAUAACAAAAUCAAGACUCAGUGGUUGCCAUGGAAAUUACUUGGAAAGAAUAAGGCUAAAGGUGGACUAGGAUACCGAGACUUUGAACAUUUCAACCUGGCUCUAUUGGCCAAGCAGGGGUGGAGACUAAUACAACAGUCACAAUCUCUAGCAGCCAAGGUGAUGAAAGCUAAAUACUAUUUCAGGUCAGACUUCCUCAAUGCAAAACUGGGCAGCAAUGCUUCUUUUUUGUGGAGGAGUUUUUUGGAAGCUAAGAAAGUUUUAGAGGAAGGAUUGAUAUGGAGAAUUGGAAAUGGGGAAGGAGUUAGCAUAUGGAGAGACAAAUGGAUCCCUCAACCAACCACAUUCAAAGUGCAGACCCCAUUAGACCAGAGGCAUGCAUGCUGGAGAGUCAGUAAUUUGAUUGAUGAGCAUUCCAAAACAUGGAACAUGUCGAUUUUGAGGAGUGUGUUCACAGAAGAAGACAUCAGUAACAUAAGCAGAAUACCAAUUAGUUGGUGUGGCAACCCUGAUAAACUUAUUUGGAGGUGCUCCAAAGAUGGCAAAUUCACUGUAAAGAGUGCAUAUCAUUUGUAA
Molecule: messenger RNA, 846 nt
Organism: Juglans regia (Persian walnut)
Lineage: Eukaryota; Viridiplantae; Streptophyta; Magnoliopsida; Fagales; Juglandaceae
Exons: 1
Coding region: 1-846 (281 amino acids)
Source: RefSeq, a predicted model, not a curated record